Solanum stenotomum is the source of this 531-nucleotide messenger RNA. RefSeq lists its product as uncharacterized. The record is from RefSeq and is a predicted model, not a curated record. Gene Ontology annotation, molecular function: nucleic acid binding; zinc ion binding. Bases 1 to 531 code for a protein of 176 amino acids. Lineage: Eukaryota; Viridiplantae; Streptophyta; Magnoliopsida; Solanales; Solanaceae. The transcript has 2 exons.
AUGACUGUCCAAGCUAAUAGAGAGGUCAUUGCUCCCGUAAACUUAAUUUUGGGUACGACAUCGACAAGGAUAAGGGAAUUCAGGAGGAUGUAUCCUUUGGAGUUUCAUGGUUCCAAGGUUGAUGAGGGUCCUCAAGAGUUCAUUGAUGAGGUAUAUAAGAUAGUGGGAAUUAUGGGAUUGUCUAUGGUGGAGAAAGCGGAGUUGACCGCUUAUCAACUCAAGGGUGUUGCUCAAACAUGGGCAUCCUCAGUUCCAAUAAAAGUUUUCCGGUCAAGGUUUUCUAAUAUUCCGACCCCUAAUUUCAGCAAAGAUAGGGUGUCUAACCAUAUGCCUCAAGGAGGUGGUGGUAAUGAAUCUUCUAUUCUUGUUUGCAAAAGGUCUGGUAAGAGUCACUCAAAAAAAUGUUUAGCCGGUAUAAAUGGUUGCUUUGGUUGUGGAAAGAGUUCUCACAAAGUGAAAAAUUGCUCGUUGCAAGCUAGCAAAGGUAAGAAUGGUAGGAAAGCCCAGCCAAGUGAUUUUGAUUGGUUCUAA